AGAGUGGGCUCCCGUGUGGCUGCCCCUCCAGACAUGCGCCCCAGAGGCGCAUCAGGGCCGGCUCUUGCUCCUCUCCUUGGCUUUUGGCGCUCGCCUCGGAAGGCGGCUGGAAAGAGAGGCGCUCUCCUCUUCCUCGAGGUCUUUCCCGGCACAAAGUGUCUUGAGAGAGAGAGAAGAGCUGCUCAGCCUCCUGCUCCUCUUCCCCGCUGCGUUCUCUCGAAGGGAGGCCAGAUCGUUUGGAACUAAGAUUUCUUGAAGUAAUAGAGCGCCUUUGGACUUGGAAUGGGAAAUGAGGAAUAGAAGGAAUUGGGAGCCCUUCUGAUCAGAAUGAAACAAACAUUGAGAGAUUUUUCAAAUCUCUUGCUAGUUGUACUCUGUGAUUAUGUCCUCGGAGCUGUGGAAUAUCUUCUUUUGGAGCAACCCACUCACGUUGCUUUGAGCAAUGGCACCGUGUCAGUUGGCUUCCAGAGUCACGACAGUGGGAAUGUAACGCUGAGAAAUACCUCCAUCCUGCUCAUAGAUGCAAGCACCAACCAAACUGUUGCAGAAAAACAUCUUCCUCAUAGCCAGUAUCAAGAUAUUGUUAUCUUUGAGUGUUUCCAUUUCCAGAGUGCUGGGAAGUAUUGGCUCAAAAUGGCAUCUGAAAUCAUCAAUGGCACUGAUUCUCAAUGGAACAGAAAGACUAUCUCGCUGAGUGUGACGUGGCCUGAAUUUCACUUUGAUUUGAGGAGGACUUCAGAAGGACGUAGGAGUUCCCUUCAGCUCCAGCUAUUUACCAACGAAUAUUUAUGUCCUUUGAAUAAUACUGUGCUGUCGCUAGAUAUCAUACUGACUAGCAGCUUACAAAAAUUAGGGACACUGAUCUUGAAUGAGACAGUAGGAUUGAGAACUCGCAAAAAACUUUCUUUGUUUAGAUCCCAGUGGGUAAAAUUUGACUGCCUUUCGGUUGCCCAAGAAGCAUACGUUGCAAUUUUACUGAAAUUGCCUGCGACCAAUUCAGUCAUUGCUUCAGCAGAACCCAUAGAUCUUUUGCACAAAUUUGGCUACAAGUUGGUUGUGGCAACAGCAGAAGAAAUAUGUGAGACUUCAGUCACUGUUUCUGUGAUCCCUCCUCCAUGCAUUUCUUCCAGUGGGCGCGUUACUGUGUUCAAAUAUCACCUUGGGCCUUUUGGUCAAAAGGCACUAAAGCUGCAUGAAAGCAUCAUGAACCCAAAGGACAACCAGGUAGACUUCAACUGCACACUGUUCGACAAAGGCACACACAAAUACUGCUUUGAAUUCUGGCAAUUGAACCAAGUUGAUUCCCAACCAAGAGCAAAAGAAUGCAGGCUAAUCCAUAGGAGUGUUGUGUCCUGGAGUCUUUGGCAGGGCUGGAGCCCAUGUAGUGUGACUUGUGGGGCUGGCAUCCGUGAGCGCACCCGAGAGUGUUUAGCAUCGUUUGCAACGAAGAAACCUGCCUGUGUGGGGAAACAGCGGGAAAUGUCUCCAUGCUCAUUGGAAGAGUGCUCUACCACCCUGUCUGCUCCCAUCACACCAUGGCAUCCUAAAGACCAGAGAACUGCCAACAAUUUGGUCAUGGUCACUGGCAUAUCCUUGUGUUUAUCCAUCAUCUUUGCAACCAUCCUAAUCACGUUAUGGAGGAAGCUUUGCAGAACCCAGAAGUGCAGCACUCCCAUGCACUGCGACUCUUCUAACUCCCCCGGCUUUUGGAAGUACUCAGAUGAAGAGAAUAUCUGCCAGGAGAGACAGCUGCGAGACAGCUUUUCUGAGGCAGAUGGCCCUUCUUCAUCCCUUGGAGGGGCUCCUGAUGUACCCUUGAAUUUCAGGAGAAGCCUUCAUGUUGCUCAAGAUGGAGGAAGCGGAUCUUCUGUGAGUGAGAGUUUUCAGCCCAAUGCUCAUAAAAUUAUUCCUCCCAUUUUCAGCUACCGCCUUGCACAACAGCAGCUAAAGGAAAUGAAGAAGAAGGGCCUCACAGAAACAACAAAAGUCUACCACGUUUCUCAGAAUCCUUUGACGGAAACUGUGAGCUCAGAAAACCAAGAGGCUGCAGCUGCAAACAAGUUUAGGAUCAAGUCUCCUUUUUUGGAGCAACCACACAGUUGUCCUAAAUUAUCCACCAAUAGACCCUACUCUAAUGUGGAUUUUAAACUAUCAGCGACGGAACCGACCUGGAGCCCCUGCCAGUCCCUAAUUAGAAGAGGUGCCCCCAAAUAUCUGGACAGUCAAGGGGAGCCAUGGGAGAGAAGCUACCCAAGAAAUGCACAGUUCAGAAGAACAGCUAGUUUUCACGAAACUAGAAAGGCCAAGCCAUUCCGAAAAAGGAGCAUGUCCGCCCUUACGCCAACUCAGACUCCACUUUACCACUACAGAACUCGAAUGUGGGAGUGUGUUCCUGAAGAACAGCAUAAGCCUAAAUCCAGAGGUGUCAAGCAGAGCACCAUCGAACUUGAGUUGUAUGGUGGUACCCAUGUAAUAUCUGAAGAGAUGAUGCGCGGGGCACGGAAACCCCCCAAGUGGGAAGCUCCAGGGGAGAAGCCAGGUCCUGUCAGCAACCGCCAGGUGCAACAUGGAGCUGAUAGACCAGAGUGGAAGAGAAACAAGAGCAGCCCUUUUCUGAGCCACAGCAACACGUGGGAGAGAGAACCUGCCAGGCUGGCGCCUAAGGAUUGCCACCUGAGAGGAGGUGUUCUGAGCCCCACCCAUUGCAGAAGGAGCAAGUGCCAAAGUUUCCCAUCUGGUCCCAAGUACAGCUUCUACGACAACACUACUUUUGGGCUGAUGGAAUCAGGACAGCCAAAGAUGGACAUGCCUGGAUACUUUGGCUCAAGUGAAGAAGGUGAAAUAAGUACUUUAAGUAUUGAGAAUCUUGUGAUCUGAGGGUCUUAUGAUCUCAUUGUGACUGAUCCUGUGGACUGAAUUAAAACAUGGCAAAUGUGAUCUUUGGAUUUCUCCUUUUAAAAAAAGGAGUCAAUUUUCACCAUCUUAAAGGGGCAGGUGGCCCAAGUAGUGCCGAAUAUCACAUUUCAAUGCCAACUACUUUGUUAGGGAGGAGUAAUCAGAUUAUAUGGAAAUAAACUGUCACUAAAUGAGACAGUGUAGUGUAGCAGUUUAAGCACUGGACUGAGGCUCUGGAGACCAGGGUUUGAAUCCUUCUUCAGCCAUGGUAGCACAGUGGGUGACCUUAGGCAAGUCACACUUUCUCAACCUCAGAGGAGGGUAAUAGCAAACCUCUACUGAACUAAUUUUACCAAGAAAACCCUGUGACAGAGUUGCUAUAGGUUGGAAAUGACUUGAAGACACACAACAAAUUAAUAUAGUAUAUCAGAAAUUUCCACAAUCCAUUCAUAGAUUGGAUUUCAUUUUAGGAACUUGAUUCUGAGCUUUCUGAAAAGUCAAAGUAUUAGAAAUUAAUCCUUCAGUUUUGCCGUGGGAUAGCAAUUUAUAGGAUUCAGUUUUCAGAAUCCUAGCAGUAGUCUGACCCAACUCUUUUUAUCAUGGAAGUGUUGCUCAUUGUUGAAGCUGGUAUUGUGUUUUUUUCCUGUCUUAUCUCCAGUUCUUUUUACAAGUGACUGAUAAGGGUCUGUGAUAGGGAUGGACAAGAGUGCUGUGCUCCUCAGAUAAUGUUGGACUACAACUUCUGGUAAAUGCGAUGAUGAUGAUGAUGAUGAUGAUGAUGAUGAUGAUGAUGGUUCCAGCGCCAUCUGCAGGGCCACGGUCACCCACUUCUGGCCUGUUUCUAACACCAGCAGGCAGCAUCUGAGGGUUGUUGGAGCAGCUGGGAGCACAGUGUUUGUGUAUUAGAAUUUUAGCAUAACAUUAAUGUAGCUGUUGGAAGGAAUGCAGCUGGAUUACUCCAUCCCAACUGCUAACCAAUGGAUCGAGCAUUAAUCUAAACCAGCAACUCAACCAACUUUAUAGCCUUCCACAUCUAGCCCAUCUUAAAAUUCCCCAUAGUGCGUUAUAGACUAGAAACAUAUUCACCAUGAAAAAUAUGGGUAGAGAAUAGGUGGCUUCCAGAUGUUCUGGGCAACCCUUUAGCUCACCUGGUCCUGGGAGGGGCUAGCAUGAACUGUAGUCCAGAGCUUCCCUUGCUCAUAAUGAUGAAAGUUUCACCUUCACUAAGGCUGGGGAACAUGUGUUCUUUCAGGUGUUGUAGGGAAAGACAACUGGAGGUAUGAAGGUCAACAAACGUAUUCAUUUACAGAUUAGAGCAGAAAAUAUGCAGCUCCGGUCAGAGUGUCUGCGUGAGAAAAUUGAGAUUUCAUGGGAAACGAAAUGACUUCAUGGGUUAAUUGGCAAGUUGUUUCCCAAAGAGUUAGUUUAGGCAACGUAGUGUUCAAGGGAGAAGCUAGGCCUGAGUUCUCUGGUUCUUGUUUCAAGUCAAGCCUUGUUUUUACAUUGAAGUAUCCUGGAAGUUUUCUAUGUUCUUGUUUUGUAUUCUUGCUAAAGUUUUACUACAUACACCUUUGCUUGUGGACCUGUGACUUUCUGGCUAUUUCUGGACUAUAUUAUCAUGGAAUUCAUGAGACAUUUGGAUUACUGCCUGGUUAUCACCUAUUCCUGACCCUUUCCUGGAUUAUACAUCUUAUACCCUUAUUCCUGAUUUCUCCUAUAUUCUGUGUUUUUACAAUAAACCAUUUGCUUAUACUCUG
Molecule: messenger RNA, 4652 nt
Organism: Anolis carolinensis (green anole)
Lineage: Eukaryota; Metazoa; Chordata; Lepidosauria; Squamata; Anolidae
Gene: thsd1
Product: thrombospondin type 1 domain containing 1
Exons: 5
Coding region: 328-2877 (849 amino acids)
Cellular component (GO): cell periphery
Source: RefSeq, a predicted model, not a curated record